AUGCUAAUGUUAUUUCUUCAGUCAAUUUUGAUUUUGGCCCAACUGGGCCUAGCAAAGCAAGAGAAGAAGCAUGUUGAAUUGGUGAUGUCGCUUGAUCAGUACUACGACACAGCGAAUAAUAAUGAUUCAUACACGAUGGUUGAGUACACUACCAGUUGGUGUCAUCAUUGUAAGAAGCUUGCCCCUAAUUUUGUGGAAUUGAUGCAGUCUUAUGAGGAAGAUGCAACUGAACCGAAGGUGAACUUUCUCGAAGUCAAUUGUGAAAUAUUUGGCUCUACUAUAUGUAGUGGGUUCCCUGGGUUUCCAAUGAUCCAUCUGAUUCAACCCCGUAACAAGCCACUAGCAUUGCCUUCCACAAAGUCAUCCGAGCCACUAUGGCGGAAAGUUGUGAACUAUCUAACAAGCAAAUACAAGGAUCCAAGGUGGCAAUUGGAUUCAGAGAGAGUCAUUGAGUAUAAUGGAAGCAGGGAUGCAAAAGCUAUGAGGGCUUUUAUUGAAGCUGUAAGAGGUAAGGAUAAACGUUUGAAUCUAGUAGACAAGGUCUCGGAUUCGGAUUACGAUUGCAGUUCUGAAAAACAGCAGAAUUUGCAAAAACUCUGCGAGGAUGGCAAGAAAUAUCUGGAGAGCACUCUGUCAGGUUUCACUAGUACACAACUGGCAAAGGAACGUUUGAAAUUAGAAAAUAUUCUUCAAAAUAACGACGAAGCCAAAGAUAGUGAAGGGUACAACACCAUUAGGUUCAAAUUAGAACUCUUAAAUCGUCUGCUGAUAAACCAAGAUAUACACGACGAGCUGUAA
This is a messenger RNA of Torulaspora delbrueckii, 798 nucleotides long. It is a transcript of the gene MPD2, whose product is annotated as protein disulfide isomerase MPD2. The record is from RefSeq and is a predicted model, not a curated record. Lineage: Eukaryota; Fungi; Ascomycota; Saccharomycetes; Saccharomycetales; Saccharomycetaceae. Bases 1 to 798 code for a protein of 265 amino acids. The transcript has a single exon. Gene Ontology annotation, biological process: protein folding. Gene Ontology annotation, cellular component: endoplasmic reticulum. Gene Ontology annotation, molecular function: protein disulfide isomerase activity.